Drosophila innubila is the source of this 1759-nucleotide messenger RNA. RefSeq lists its product as uncharacterized. Gene Ontology annotation, molecular function: protein binding; RNA binding. Lineage: Eukaryota; Metazoa; Arthropoda; Insecta; Diptera; Drosophilidae. The record is from RefSeq and is a predicted model, not a curated record. The coding region runs from base 30 to 1664 and encodes 544 amino acids. The transcript has a single exon. Gene Ontology annotation, cellular component: SCF ubiquitin ligase complex. Gene Ontology annotation, biological process: SCF-dependent proteasomal ubiquitin-dependent protein catabolic process.
AAGCUUUUCAACCUUAGGAGAAUCGUGCAAUGGCGUUUGAAGUAAAAUAUUAUCAUAAUCAAGAGAAAGUGUUCUACACGGAGGAUCAUGUGUUGGUGAAGAAUCUGUUUCUAGUGAUUUCCGGAGAGGAGCUGGAGCAGCAGGAGCUUCAAAAGUAUUUCGAGAAAUAUGGAUGUGUUAAGCAAUUGCAUCUGUUUUCGAGUGAAAAUAAAAUUAUAAGAACUAACGAUGAUGACUUUGCGAAUGGAGCACGAACUGGCUACGUUGUCUUUGAGAAUCCUCUUCAUGCUGCCAAUGCAUUGAAGAAGAAGUUCCAUCAUAUAAAGAGAUGCCGUAUAACAGUUCAGCCAAGUUAUAGUUGGUAUCAACCAGAUUUCGAGAAAAUACCGGAUAAUUCGGAAAAUGUGGAUCCCACUGAAGAUGCUGCCACUACGGAACCGAAUGAUGAAGGCCUUGCUCAUCAAUUCGAACAAUUAUCGAUAUCUAAUCGCGUUCGAUUUGCCCGCACCAGUUUUCGUCAUCGACAAAUUUAUGAGGAAAUGUCGCCCACGCUGGACAAAUCUAUCGAAUUUGAAAUGUUUUAUGAAAUGAAUGCAAGGGAAUUGCGUGAUUUUUUUAAACUUUCCGGACGUAAUGUAAAGCAAAUCGAAGGAAGAAUACCAGAGCAGCACUGUGACAUUGUGUGCAACUUAAUUAAAAAGUAUUUAAUUAAUUUAGAGUCAAUGACAAUCUGGGACACCAGAUUUACCUCGUACAACAUGUUGAAAAUAUUUGCUAAUCUAAAUAGUAUUCAAAAUCUGAAAUUAAUUAGAUGCUACCUCAGAAAUGACGAUCUGCAAGCGAUCGAACAUUUAAAUGAGCUUAAGGAACUGGAUCUUUCCUUUAAUGGUAUGUUAACUGCAAAGGGUUUGAUUUAUUUACCAAGUUCUAUUGAGUCAUUGACUCUGAGAAACUAUGAAUCAAUGUCGGACCCGGAAAUGUUGAAUUCAAUAUUUCGCAAGCUACCGCAACUUAAAAACUUACACAUACCAGACUUUAUUCUCAAAUCCCCAUUGUUCGAACAGCUUAUUAUCGACAAUUGCUGUGAAUCUUUGGAGACUCUCUCCAUUGGCUGCGACAAUAACGAGGUUGGUGAUUAUCAUCACAUUGCAAGGAUACCAAACCUGAAGAAACUAAUAAUGAAAGUAAUACCUCCAAUCCUAAUGACAUGGCUGGUGAAGUUUAGGUCCCAGCAGUUGGAACAUUUAGAUAUACUUUCAUAUACUGGAUGUGGUAUAAAUGACGAUAUCCUUCCAGAGAUUGGAAAGCUGAGCGCAUUGCGUACACUGAGUUUGCCAGCCGGUAAUGUGAUCACCGAUCACGGCUUAGAGUCGCUACAUAACUUGCAAUAUUUGACAGAAAUCAAUAUCAAAGAUAAUCGGAAAAUUACGGACAAUGGUGUACUCCAACUGAUCCUUGCCUGUCCCAAACUAAGAGUGUUAAAUCUUGAAUACUGCUGGACACUCACCGAACAGCUUCUUCACGAUAUUGUUUUGAAUCUACAAGACAAUCAAGAUCAUCGACCGCUUCCUAUUCAACUAUUUAUGUUUGGCACCAAAGUCAAUAAAUUGACGCUACUUAAUUCGGAUGAGGCUGACACGAAUAUAAUUGAUGUAGUAUUUUAAAUACAUGCAUACAUAAGUAAUAUUAUUGGAUAUCUCUUAAUUUUAAGAUUACAAAAAUCCUAAACUUUUUUAUUUUGUCUUUUGCUUAUCACAUU